AUGGCCUCAAUGUUUACUGUACUAUUAUUGUUUGUAUGGUGUUUCUCUGAGCUUCAUACUGGAAUUGGAGUACAAAAAUUAUCAAGAGAAGAAGAUCUCGAAUUGGAGAAGCAACUCAAACUUUUGAAUAAGCCUGCUGUCACAACUAUUAAGACAAUACAAGGAGAAAAAUAUGGAUGUGUAGAUUUUUACAAACAACCAGCGUUUGAUCAUCCAGCAUUGAGGAACCACAGUUAUUAUCCUGAGAUGAGACCGAGUUCAUAUCCUAAGGGGAUAAUAUAUGAAGAGUCCUUAACGAGUCAUCAACCAUUCAAUAAUAUAUGGAAAAACGGUAAGGGAUGUCCAGCCGGUACUGUUCCUAUGAAGAAAAUAACUAAAGAUCAUCUUAUCAAAGCCCGAUUGGCCACGAAAAUAUAUGCUAAAACAUAUGAGCCCCUCACAAUUCAAGAACCGGGCACACAUUAUACUAUAUUGUACACAAAUCGUGGCACGGGAAAGAAGUUCAAUGGAGGAGGAAUGGAAACCGCUGUAUACAACCCACAACCAGUCACUACCUCUCAAUAUAGCUCUUCUCAAAUAAAGAUCGCAAAUGGUGGAGAUAGUAUAGAAGUUGGAUGGACGGCAGGUGCAUCACGUUGUUUUAAUACAUUUUGUCCUGGAUUUGUUAUUGUUCGACAAGAUAUUCCCCUUGAUCAGAUUCUUGAACCAAUUUCUAAGAGGGAUGAACGCAUAUAUGGAAAAACACUCCACAUUCACCGGGAUCCUCCAAAUGGGAACUGGUGGCUUGACGUUGAUAAGAAUCUGACCCAAGUUGGAUUUUGGCCAAAACAUAUUUUCACAGGGUUGGCAGAUCUCGCAACCUAUGUAGAAUGGGGAGGAAAAGCAUAUAGUCCUCCAACAAUUCCUAGUCCUUCAAUGGGUGCAGGGUUUAGGUUGGAAAAAGAUAUAUUUAAAGAUUCAUUUUGUAGAUAUGUAACUACUAUAAAUGAAGCUUCUGAAAUUGUUGAUGCUACAGAGACCUCAACCUAUGCAGAUGUCAAAGAAUAUGACAUUGUGGAUGCAGGAUUUAUUAAACCACAUAGACAUCUUAUCUAUUAUGGCGGCCCUGGUGCUCACGUGGGAAAAUAG
Molecule: messenger RNA, 1128 nt
Organism: Tripterygium wilfordii
Lineage: Eukaryota; Viridiplantae; Streptophyta; Magnoliopsida; Celastrales; Celastraceae
Exons: 6
Coding region: 1-1128 (375 amino acids)
Source: RefSeq, a predicted model, not a curated record